Centropristis striata (black sea bass) is the source of this 6848-nucleotide messenger RNA. RefSeq names its product NACHT, LRR and PYD domains-containing protein 12-like. NCBI's taxonomy places the organism in Eukaryota, Metazoa, Chordata, Actinopteri, Perciformes, Serranidae. The transcript has 16 exons. Gene Ontology annotation, biological process: regulation of apoptotic process. The coding region runs from base 456 to 4826 and encodes 1456 amino acids. Gene Ontology annotation, molecular function: protein binding. The record is from RefSeq and is a predicted model, not a curated record.
UAGUGUGCCUAAUUUUAUGAACAUGAGGGUAAAAUGCUGAUUUUUCCUCUUUUUUCAGCUUGGUUGUGCUCGUUUUGUUUCUAUGUGUAGAAAAGUACAAAGUUUUUGAGAGAGCUCUGCUAUGAGACUCCAUUUUACACUGGACACACCACAAAGAGGGAGACAGGGUGAGUAUUUGUAUUAGUAUUUUUCUUACUACUUGCUUAGUCUCUGAUAUUGUGUGUGAGAAAAAACACCUUCUUGAUAAAAAACAUAAGUUUCUUGGACUCAAAUGUGACGUCUUCUCCUGUUUUCUGAGCAGUCGCAGCUACUGAACAUGAGACAUUCCAGCAGUCAAAACGAGAGCUGCACAGUCUGACUCAUUUGUUAGAACAGUCAAAGUUUACCAUAAGAUAAGCAGAAAAUACACAUAGUUUUAAUAAAACUAACGUAAAAUAAACGUCAUUAUACUGUGAAUGUGUGUGUUUUUAAUGUUCUCUCUCUCACUUGGGAAGAUGAAUGAUUUAGAAGAAGAGGUGAAGAGUGACUGGAAUAAAGAUGAUCCUCCAUUCUUCAGUCAUGAACCUGGACCCUCAGACACAAAACUGAGAUCAAAGUCUCCAGUCUCCAGCUGUCCCUCUAUGAAGAGUGACUGGAGUAAAGAAUAUCCUCAAGCUGGUGGUCUGCAGGAAGUUUUAGAUGAACAUAAGAUCAGUCUGAAGAGGAGAUGUGAACAUGUGACUGAAGGAAGUGAUGGAACAGGAAGUGAAACCCUCCUCAACAGGAUCUACACUGAGCUCGACAUCACAGAGGGACAGAGUGAAGAGGUUAAUACCCAACAUGAGGUGAGGCAGCUGGAGACAGCUUCCAAGAAGAAGACCGUCCACGACGCUCCAAUCAGGUGCCAGGACAUCUUUAAAGCCUUACCUGACCAACAGAGACAAGGCAACUCUGAAAAACAGGGACACGACAACUCGGAAGACUCACCUGAACAACCGAGACACGUUGACAUCUUUGAACAGAGACACGGCAUCUAUAAAGGCUUAACUGACAUCAUAGAGGGACAGCAUGACACUACAAUCAAGUGCCAGGAAACCUUUAAAUCCUCACCUUUCCAACAGGCACACGACAUCUCGGAAGCCUUACCUGAACAACAGGGACACAUCAGAGUGGUUCUGACGAACGGCAUCGCUGGCGUUGGAAAAACCAUCUUGGUGCAGAAGUUCAGUCUGGACUGGGCAGAGGGUUUGGAGAACCAGGAUGUCAGUGUGGUGGUUCUGCUUUCGUUCAGGGAGCUGAACUUGAUCAGAGAUGAGCAGUACAGUCUUCUGGAGCUGCUCCAUGUUUUCCAUCCAACAUUACAGAAGGUCACAGCAGAGAAGCUCGCCGUCUGUAAACUUCUGUUCAUCUUUGACGGCCUGGAUGAAAGCAGACUUUCACUGGAUUUCACCAACAAGGAGGUUGUGUCUGAUGUCACACAGAAGUCAUCAGUCAAUGUGCUGCUGACAAACCUCAUCGAGGGGAAUCUGCUUCCCUCUGCUCUCGUCUGGAUAACUUCCAGACCUGCAGCAGCCAAUCAGAUCCCUCUUGCAUGUGUCGACAGGGUGACAGAAGUACGAGGCUUCACUGACGCCCAGAAGGAGGAGUACUUCAGGAGGAGGGUCAGUGAUGAAGAGCGCUCCAGCAGAAUCAUCUCACACAUCCAGACAUCCAGGAGCCUCCACAUCAUGUGUCGGAUCCCAGUCUUCUGCUGGAUCACUGCUACAGUUCUGGACCACAUGUUGACUACACAGCAGAGAGGAGAGCUGCCCAAGACCCUGACUGACCUGUACUCACACUUCCUGCUGGUUCAGACCAAGAAGAAGAAGCAGAAGUAUGCUGAGGGACAUGAGACGAGUCCACAGGAGCUGAUGGAGGCUGACAGAGAAGUUCUUCUGAAGCUGGGGAGGCUGGCGUUUGAACAGCUGCAGGAAGGAAACAUCAUGUUCUACCAAGAAGACCUGGAGCGCUGUGGUCUCGAUGUCACAGAGGCCUCGGUGUACUCAGGAGUUUGUACAGAGAUCUUCAAAAGAGAGAGUGUGAUGUUCCAGAAAACAGUCUACUGCUUCGUUCAUCUGAGCAUUCAGGAAUUUCUGGCUGCAGUCUACCUGUUCCACUGUUACACCACCAGGAACACAGAGGUACUGAGGGCUUUCUUUGGGAACGACUGGGACAAUGACAGCUGUGAUGACAAAGGUCCCUCAUACCUGAAGAAGAUCAAAAGGAGAGUCCUGGGGAAAGGCCCAUCCCUGGAUGACUUCUUGACGAGAGCCAUGGAGAAAUCCCUAGAAAGUAAAAAUGGCCACCUGGACCUGUUUGUCCGCUUCCUCCACGGCCUCUCUCUGGAGUCCAACCAGAGACUGGUAGGAGGCCUGCUGGGUCAGACAGACAACAGUCCAGAAAUCAUCCAGAGAGCCAUUAAUAACCUGAAGAAGAUGAACACUGAUGAGAUCUCUCCUGACAGAAGCAUCAACAUCUUCCACUGUCUGACGGAGGUGAACGACCUCUCAGUACAUCAGGAGAUCCAAGAGUCCCUGAAGUCAGAGAACAGAUCAGAGAAGAAACUCUCUGAGAUCCACUGCUCAGCUCUGGCUGACAUGCUGCAGAUGUCAGAGGACGUUCUGGAUGAGUUUGACCUGGAGAAGUACAACACAUCUUUCCAGGGGCGACUGAGACUGAUUCCAGCUGUGAGGAACUGCAGAAAGGCUCGGCUUUCUGGCUGUGGACUCUCAACGACUCACUGUGAAGUUGUGGCCUCAGCUCUGAAGUCCAACCCCUCCCAUCUGAGAGAGCUGGACCUCAGUCUCAACAACCUGGAGGAUUCAGGAGUGAAGCAACAGUGUGAUGGACUUCAGAAUCCCAACUGUAAACUGGAGACUCUGAGAUUGUGGGGCUGCAGUUUGUCAGAGAUCAGCUGUGCUUCUCUGGUCUCAGCUCUGAAGUCCAACCCCUCCCAUCUUAGAGAGCUGGAGCUGAGUUUCAACGAGCUGCAGGAUUCAGGAGUGAAGCUGCUGUGUGAAUUUCUGGAGAGUCCACACUGCAGACUGGAGACUCUAAGAUUGAGGGGGUGCAGUUUGUCAGAGAUCAGCUGUGCUUCUCUGGCCUCAGCUCUGAAGUCGAACCCCUCCCAUCUGAGAGAGCUGGACCUGGGUGACAACAAUCUGCAGGAUUCAGGAGUGAAGCAGCUGUGUGAUUUUCUGGAGAGUCCACACUGCAGACUGGAGACAAUGAGAUUGUUGAACUGCAGUUUGUCAGAGAUCAGCUGUGUUUCUCUGGCCUCAGCUCUGAAGUCCAACCCCUCCUGUCUGAGAAAGUUGCAGCUGAGUUACAACGAGCUGCAGGAUUCAGGAGUGAAGCUGCUGUGUGAUUUCCUGGAGAGUCCACACUGCAGACUGGAGACUCUGAGAUUGUGGCGCUGCAGUUUGUCAGAGGUCAGCUGUGCUUCUCUGGCCUCAGUUCUGAAGUCCAACCCCUCCCAUCUGAGAGAGCUGCAGCUGAGAGACAAAGAGCUGCAGGAUUCAGGAGUGAAGUUGCUCUCUGAUUAUGUGAAGGAUCCAAACUGCAGACUGGAGACUCUGAGGAUCAAUGACAUGCUGAUCAGAGCUGAGAAACCAAAACAAAAUGACUUUGAUGACAAACUGGAUGUGAAAACAAACCUGCCUGAGCAUGACAUAAAGGCUCCAUCAUCCUUCUCACCUGAACUCACAUCUGGAGCUUCAUACAGGUUCAUGUGUCCUGGUCCAGGUGUGUUCCAGUGUGAUUUGACUGGACUGGUGUUUGUUAUGGCUAAGGAGGCGGAGCUGCUCUACAGGACUGUCCAAUGGGAUCAGAGCCUCCUCCAAUCAGCUGGCAAGCAGGCUGCAGGGCUGCUGUUCGAUAUCAAGAGUUCUGAGGACUCUGCUGUCAUUCAGCUUCACCUCCCACACUGUGAAACAAAGGAAGCGUUGCUCUUUGACGGCCUGCUGUCUGUCGUCCACAUCACUGAUGAUGGAAUGAGCAUCUUGGAGCCGCUGGAGAUCACAGACACUCAUGUGGUUGUGAAGGUCCCUCACCUCUCUGUCUUCGGCCUGAUCUGGGAUAUCGUCAAAAGGUUUCUGAACAUCUCACUGCCAAUAAAGGGCCAAGUUCUGCUGUUCCUCCGACCUCCAUAUGAGGAGGAUCGAAUACUCGACGUAUUACUGCUGCAGGAAAACAUCCCUGUGCAAGAGGUUGCCGUCCAACAAGAAGGUGCAAAUAUCAUCAGGAUCUCCUCCAAGUGUCAUCUGAGCUUUGGUCAAAGUUACAGUGUCCACUGUGAACCUGAGGGCUUCCAUAUACAGCCGCAGUUUGCACCAUUUGAGUCGAGUUGUGGACCAAACUUCCAUCCAACAUUUGAAGUUUUUCUGACUACAAACACAAAGAAAGUGACUCUGAUGGUCCAGGACCAAGAGGGGAACGUAGUCUGGGAACGUCGAGUGUCCCUGACAGGUCCAAUAGGGGAAGUUAGACAGACAAAUGUCCCAUCAGAGGACAGAGUCCCAGCAGAGGACAGAGUUCCAGCUGACGAGAAGCUGUUCUCAGUUCGGAUAGAGUUCAUUCACAGAGUGACUGAACCUGUUCUGAAGCAGCUUCUGGAUAAACUUCUUGAGCGUCACGUGAUAACUGAUGGUGAAAUGCAGUCAAUCAGACAAACAAACAUAACAAACACAGACAAAGCACGAGACGUGAUCGACACGGUGCGAAGAAAGGGAGCUGAAGCCAGUUCAGUUCUGAUCGCUGCUCUCCGUGAGGUGGAUCCACGUCUUUCCAGAGUGCUGAAGUUGAGCUGAAGCAGAAGAGAAGAAACUGUGGUGAUGAAUCUCUGGUACAGCUGAGUGUUUCCAGAGCUUGUCAUAUUCAAAUGAGAAGUUUUUUGAAAGCGAUCAAACUUGGACGACAUUGGAUGACUGUUGAGCAGCAACACAAUUCUCUUCAUCGACCGUGUCUUCAACCAUGUACUAAAACAGAGAAAUGUUCUGCUGUUAUUCACACAAAGAAGCCUUUUUAUAUGACUGUGGCUGGUCAAGUGGAGUUUAAAGCCAAUGAAAAGACAGAACCAGACAGUUUAUGAUCCUUUGGUUCUUGAUAAAUGUAAAAGCCUCAAGUAAGUAGCUACUGAUCCUUCUCUAAAGACCACUCCGAGAACGAUCCCCUUUGUGUUUUAAAGAUUUUCUGCACAUUUUAAAGUUUUUUGUCUAAAUGUCAGAUGAUUAUACAUAGUAUCUUUGUCAACACACAAUGUCAAAAAGCCAGUGGAAUCAAAAGAAGAUAAAGAAUUUAGACCUUUUCAGGGUCUUUGUGUUAAACAACUCGGGUGGAUUCUUACUAAUCAUGUUUUCAUUGACUUUAAACAUUUUUAUAUUUUUAUUUGCUUUCAAACUGAACACAGUUAAAGUUCCCACUCAGGAAGCUGUAUGGCACAUCAAGCAGGUCCAGUCAGACCAGUUCUUGUGUUUGAAGUUCCUGGCUGUUUUAGCUCAUGCUCCAACAAUGGUUGUCAAUCUUCUACUGGGUUCAAACCAGUUGGGUCUGUAAUAUCUUCCUCAUAACCUUUUCAGUUUGUAAACUCAACAUUCCCUCCAUGAGUGUAAUGUGAUUGUGACCCCAUGUACAUUAAUGUGCAGCUGUAACAUUAUUAAGAGCUCUCCUCGAGAGACAGGGGCUCAACUGAGAGCUGAAACAGGUAUUUAGUCUGGAUUCACACACUUUAAAGACGAUGUGUUGAUAAUCUCAGAUGAAGGAGAAGAGGAGGGGAAGAAGGGAGAAAUGAGUCAGAGUUGUUCUUGGUUUCAGCCACUAGAUGGAGGCACUUCACUGAUGGACAGAGAAGAUGAAGCUGAGGCAGCUGGCAGAUGUAACAAUCAGAAAAAACAGCUGAGAAAGAUGAAAUAGCAGCCUUUUUUUGUGUUAAUAAUAAUUUUUCUCAUAUUUUUAGUUUGUCCGAUCAAAACAAAGUGCUACAUGACAUAUUUUGUCUGUGUUUGUUACUCUACUAAGAAAUUGUUCUGUUUAUUCUGACACCAAAGUUUGUUUUGGAUUAUCCUCAUUUAAAGAAACAAAACAAUUAUUUUCUGCCUGUAAAAAAGUUCCUAUGGUGAUUAUCAAUGCUUCCUUUUGUUCCUCUGGGGAAUUGUUUUGGCGUUGCACCACCUAGCGUCCAAGAGCUGUGUGUGCUCAAAGUGGGUGAGUCAUGAAAUGAAGCUCUCUCCUUCUUUCUAUGUAUCUUUACUUUUUUCCGUUCAAAACCACAAAACGCUGAUAAAUACUUUUAUGUAACAAGCUUAUGAACCUGUUGGUCAAGCCUCCAUUUAACUUACAAUUUAUAAAUUGAACUUUAACUCGAGUUAUGUAUUUAGAGUUAGAUAACUCAACCUUAUGCUGGUUGAAUCGUUUUGUUUUUUUGUUUGUUUCUCUCUCUUUUAUGCUGAUUUGAAAUUGCAUUAACUCAUGUGUCAUGUGUAGGUUUAUGUGAAUUUUAAUGUUAUUUUUCUUGUAGAGGGUGGAGAGUGGCUGUGUGGCUCCUGUGUGUAACGCCAGUUGUUUAAUUUAGUUCAUGUUCUUAAUAUUUUCGCACUAUAAAAAAUGUGAUAUGUGGGUGAAAUGAUUUAUUUUUUUAGACUGUGAGAGAUGUGUGUAAGAGAGUUUAUGCAUUGUCAUAUUAUUUAUAGUAUAUUAUAGGUUGUAGCAUUGAUUGUGAAUGGUGAAAGAGCUGUGUGCUCAAAGUGGAGGUGGAGAGUGGCUGUGUGGCUCCUGUGUGUAACGCCUGUGUUUUUCCGUUUUUCCUGUGAAGAAUAAACCCCACAGAUACUCAA